GAAUGCUGAGUUGUACAUUUGGAUUUACACAAAAUACAUAUUAUUGUAUGCAUCAUACAAAAAUAGUUUAUAUUGUUCAUUUGAUUUGUACAGUAAUCUAAUCUGAAUUUAUUUUGGGUAUUGUUCCUUUAGAAAGUCUUACUUCAUCUCAGGAAUUUGUCUUUUAAAAUGAAGUCAAGUGUUCCGUCCCUCCCCGCUUGCUGUCUGUGCCUUAGCUUGGCCGUGUCGUAUAGAGCUUAAAUACAUAUUACAGUCUUAACUGUAAGAAGUCAGGGUUAUGUGUGUAUGUCAAACUCCUUCAAAUCUUCUUAGUGUCAUAACGUUCACUAAAUAGUGAUCUAAGCAAGCUUGUUUACGGAUUCUCUGUGAAAUACCGACAGGAUAAGCACAGGGCUUUAUACACAAAGAUUAGAGGUUAGGGGGUUACGAUACCUGGGGUGAUAGAACUAAGGAUUCUUAAAUUAUAUAAAGUACCAUUACUUAUUUUUCAUCUCUUCAUCAGUGUUUUUUGGAACUUUGCUGUCCAAGGAGUAGUUCUUCCACUUGAGGGCAUGUUAUUAACAACACGCGAGGUCUUAAUCUGUGACAUCACCAGUGUCUGUGGCACAUCUAGGAUUUGUGGAGCAGAAGAUUAAAGCUCCACUUCGUCAUAAACCUCUGCUCCUCAAUUCAGCCGGAUGGUGGCAGGUGGGACAGUUGCUAGGUGUCGUCCGUGGUCUUUGGAUUUUGUGGACAAAUGCUUGUGCGUCUACAUAGAGUUAAGUUCUUCGCGAUUAUUUUUUUUGACUGUAAGCUUCAAACUGUCACGCACGUGACUUAAUGCUCCACAUCUGAGUCUCCUUUUUUGUCAGAAAGAGUUUACCCAGAACUUUUUAUUCUGCUCUUCUGUGGCUCUCCAUGAUGAACUACUGCAUACCAGACAUGUAUGAGAUGCCGCAUGUUGGCAUGGGAGGCUACACGAUGCAGGGCAGUGGGGAACACUGCAUGUACUCAGGUGAGGGGCCCGGGUAUGGCCACUUUGAGCCCCAGCCCCUGCACCAUCCGCCCUGCAUGGAGCAGACGUGGCCCAGCCAGCACUACUCUUGCUCUUACACUGGUGGCUCGCCUGUUUUUAAGAACGAGUAUUGCAGCAUGGAGAUCCCUCUUAGUCACUGCCACCAUCAGCCUGAGUACUUUCCUGAGAUCAAACCCGACUUCUCGCACCUACAGUGGAUGCAGGGUGCUCAUAGAAAAGGGUACAUACCAAGUUACCUGGACAAGGAUGAGCUAUGUGUAGUGUGCGGGGACAAAGCCACAGGCUACCACUAUCGCUGCAUUACCUGUGAAGGUUGUAAGGGUUUCUUCAGGCGGACGAUCCAGAAGAACCUCAACCCGACCUAUGCCUGCAAGUAUGAGGGGAAUUGUGUCAUCGACAAAGUGACCAGGAAUCAGUGCCAGGAAUGUCGCUUCAAGAAGUGCAUUGUGGUGGGAAUGGCGACCGACUUGGUGUUAAACGACAGCAAGCGGUUGGCCAAGCGCAAGCUAAUCGAGGAGAACCGGGAGCGCCGUCGGAAGGAGGAGCUGCAGAAGACGGUGUGGGACCGACUGGAGCCCACCCAGGAGGAGUGGGACGUCAUCCGUAUGGUGACUGACGCCCAUAUGUCCACGAAUGCCCAGGGCAACCACUGGAAGCAGAAGCGGAAAUUCCUGGUCGAGGAAGCUAUGCUUCUUAAUGAAAUAACAUGUAAUUUAUUCUAUACUUCUGACCAGAGUGCAGCGGGGGUGAAGGAAGAUAAGCCUGAGGAAAUUGGUCAAGCGUCCAUGGCAAAUACACCUGAAGGAAACAAAGUGGAUAUAGAAGCCUUCAGUCAGUUUACAAAAAUUAUCACCCCUGCCAUUACCCGAGUGGUGGACUUUGCCAAAAAACUGCCUAUGUUUUGUGAGCUGCCUUGUGAAGACCAGAUCAUCCUGUUGAAAGGCUGUUGCAUGGAGAUCAUGUCGCUGCGAGCGGCUGUUCGCUACGAUCCUGAGAGCGAGACUCUCACGCUGAAUGGGGAGAUGGCGGUCACACGGGGGCAGCUUAAGAACGGAGGCCUGGGCGUGGUCUCGGACGCCAUCUUCGACCUCGGCGUGUCGCUGUCCUCCUUUAACCUGGACGACUCUGAGGUUGCUCUUCUUCAGGCGGUCAUCCUGCUUUCAUCCGAUCGGCCAGGCCUGAGUAGUGUGGAGCGGAUCGAGCGCUGCCAAGAGGAGUUCCUGCUGGCCUUUGAACAUUACAUCAACUACCGCAAACACAAAUUGGCACAUUUCUGGCCCAAGCUGCUAAUGAAGGUGACGGACCUGCGGAUGAUCGGCGCCUGCCACGCCAGCCGAUUCCUCCACAUGAAAGUGGAGUGUCCCACCGAGCUAUUCCCUCCUCUCUUCCUGGAGGUCUUCGAGGACUGACCAAUGGAUUUGCGUGUAUGUGUCGUCUGUGUGUGUGUAUAUGUGUGUGUGUGUGUGUGUGUGUGUAUGUGCGUGUGCGUGUGCGCGUGUGUGUGUGCGUGCGUGCGUGCGUGUGUGUGUGUGUGUGCGUGUGCGUGUGUGUGUGUGUGUAUGUGUGCAUCCGUCAGCGUCUGGGCACCCUGGUGUAUAUGUGUGUGUGUGUGUGUGUAUGUAUGUGCAUGUGUGUGUGCGUGUGCGUGCGUGCGUGUGUGUGUGUGUCUGCAUCCGUCAGCGUCUGGGCACCCUGGUGGUCUCAGUGGUGUAACCAGCAGAAUGGCCGUCACAUUGAACUUUCUAUUAGCACUACUGAGUGUCACUUCAUUCCAUACGUUAGGAUUAGCUCUCUGAUCUAGUUUUGGAUGGAACCAUUCCUUACAGUGCGGGUACAUUUUUUUGUUCUGUUGUCGUUAUUAUUGUGGAUAUAACUUCUCACCUCGGAUAUGUGUUGAUGAUUGUACAGUUGGUAUAAUGGUGAUUUUUAUCAACGCUUGUUUAUCCAUUAGAAACCAUGCAAAUGUUGUAUUUUCCUUCCUUUAUGUUGAAAAUUUCAAAAUGGCUGCUCACCUGACACAAAAACUAGGACAUUAUCAGCUAUUUGUUAGUCUUCCCCCCCCCCCGCCUGCCUGCUCGACUUUAUUGGACCCCUUUGUUGGUUGAUAUUUUAACCGUCAUGUAGUCCGUCACCUACUCGCUAUCCAACUAUGACACGUUAACGGCAACACUCACUCACUGUAAUGGACAGCAGCUCGACGGGCCUGGGUUCGUCUGUGCGUCGCCACCUGUCACAAUGUUACCACCGUCAUGACGCGUUUCAGAGGCGUCGGGGAAAUCUGAAAAUGCAGAACAGCAGCUUUAGACCAAAGUCUGAGUCAGAAACUAGUCAGAGCGUUUCUGGGACGCUUUUAUUUAGUGUCCUACAGCUAACAUAGCAACACGUUGCACCCUGGUGGACAACAUUGGCUUCUGCACUACGACAGCAUGUUCGGGCCAAAGGAAAAGAGUGUUAUCUGUGAGGCUCAUGUUAUUUGGAGUUCCCUCAAACCUUAUCUUAACAUCCUGAAAAUGUAUAAACCACAUGAUUUAAUAAAUAAUCCAGAAAAUAAACAUAGCUGGUAAUAGUUGGUAGCAACUACAUCGUAAGCCAGCACUCGGAAAGACGGAAAUACAGCAGGGCACUGGUUUCUUUUAUUCCGUGGCUCAAAUGUUCUGUCCUCGCUGUGUUUGAGUGAAGAAAGUCUUGUGUCCGUUGCCUUUACUUUUACAACGUGGACCACGAAACACACAUACUCUCGAUUCCGACUUCCGACAUUGAGAGGAAUGCAGCGGUAGCAUUGCAAAUGAGCCUGGUCACUGUCACCUCAAACUGGUCAGGACUAACUAAAGCACACAAUGACGCCGAUGUCAUGAGAAGACAAUCAUGUUGUAUUCGUUUUUUUGUGUGUAACAAUGCCACAUGCUGUGCCAAAACCAAGUGAAUGAUGCCCUCUUUAUUGAAUCCCUGCUAGGGCUCUCAUUGAGACUGGCACUUGACUUAGUUAGUGCGUGUCGCUCGCAGACUUGUUCCACCGACACAUUAGCAGCUUUUAAGUGUUUUACCGCAGCUACCUAGUCACAUGUACAACUUUAACAGCUUUCUUUUUUUUUUCUUUUGUUAUAGUACGACUCCCCGCAGACGGGAGGCCGUAUUUUAAAACAGUGACGUCAUGGUGCUAUGGUGGGUUGGGGAAAUGGCUGAUUGAACUGUAUCGUUAUCUAUGUGCAGAGACAAACAUUAUCUGUUCACAUACCAGCCAACCACCCUCUAAUGAUGGCAUGCAUAGACACUAACACUCAAACACGCACACAAACUUACAGUAUACCUUUCACACACAUGCACAUACAUGUACAGUAUAUGCACACAUGCAUGUGCCUGCAUUCACACAUAGGUCAGACCCCACCACUGUGACCAAACAGUGGGACUCGGAGGCCAAGUGAAAGUUGGCUGGCCCGAUACCUGAUUCAUCAUCAGCAAGGUACACUGAGGGAGCCGCUGAGAUUGUGAAAACGUAGCGCUUUAUCUGUUGUUUUUUUUAGCCAAUAUGUUCUCUCUUUUUUUUUGUCGUUGUUUUGAAAGCUUCUCAAUGGUCUUGUUGUUUGCAAUGUGACAAAAAAUACAUUUGCUUUGUAUAUCUCGCUUUUUCAAGCUUCACACUACUCCUCAAAGCUGCAUGUGUUUAUUUUAUGUUUUUCUCUUUUCUGUGAAGUGAUGCCUUUUUAUCAAAGCAAUAGACUUGCUGCAGUGUUUGAAUGACCCGGACCUCACACACACACCUCGCAAACUGUACAGACUCAAUACAAAUGCACAGACAAUCAGAGGGAGAGAGACGAAUGGGGGAACAGGCACCAAGACUCAGGCGGUCGGUCCGGUCGGGCCGGGCCAUGCUGAGCCACGGUCAUUUGGAAUAGUAACAUUGACUAUGUUUGCAUGCACCCCUCAGCCCCACAGUGCUGUUGAACUCAUGUGAUACACUGAGCCUGCCAGUAAAAAAAAAAACAACGAGAAGAUUUGGUCAGUCAUUACAAGCAGGAGCGACUUACUCAACCAUAACAGACAUAUUUAUAGAAUUGGAUCAGUCCUAUAUUUUGUUAUUAGAUUGGUAUUCUGGCCUUUAACCACCAAACAAUCCCAGGAGCUAAACUCAGGAACGACUUACGACCUCAAAGUCUCAUUAUUACACGUGCUGUGUUUCAACUGCAUCUGAAGAGCCGUUCGAAUCUGAAUUCAAUAUUAGCAAAUUAGACCUAAAAAUGGAUUAAAAUAAACAAUUGUUUGAUACUUUUAUGUAAUGAGAAAACUAAACUCAUCCAGUUGUCUUUUGUAAUUGACCAUUUCAUGACCGUUUACAGCUCUACAUUAGUCAUCGACCACACUGCUCUCUCGCUCUUACCUCUUUUUUGAAACUUUUUAGACUUUAACACUAGUCUCAGGAAUUUGGCUGCAUAGCUUUCUUUAAACAUCGACAAAAUCCCAUGCUCAGCCCCAGUACGCCGGCACCAGCUGUAGCUUGCUUGCUUGCAGUCUGGUUGACAGUUGUACACACACACACACACACACACACUCACACACACACACACACACACACACACAUGCUUUAGCAGUUUGUAUGAUUGUGUUUGACCUGUCACUGACAUACAGUACUGUUAGCACCACAUACUACCUCAGGAGUGGGGGCCUUUUUGGAGGAUGCACACUGAGGCCUGGGAACCUAAACUGGAACUUUGUUCCUGAGGUCAAAAAUGUUCCUGAGUGACUGUAAAUGUUUCUGGAUCCCCUCACUGGUAGAAGGCCACAAUGAGAGUUAAGACUAUUGCACAAAAUAAAAAAAGUGAGUAAUUUUAAAGCUGCAUUAAUUGAUUUUCUUAUUACCCACUAGGGGCAGAACUCAACCAAAAACCAAAAAAUAAUUAUUCAACGGGCAUUCAUGUCCACCAGAGGAAAUGUGAGUCCAAUUUUUGUCUUGUUGUCAUUGUUUGAUUUCCACCGUUCCCCGGGGGAAACUACCGACCUUUCAGCUGCUACAUGUUCAGCUUUCUUCACCAGUCAGCACACAGUGAAACAUCCUGAGUUAAUGACAGCAGUGAGAUCUAAAACACUAAAUAUAGGCCUAUGUUGAGGUGUAGAGUUUGGUAACGGUUCUCUGUCGCCUUUUAACAAUAAACGUUAAAACAUUAUUUUAACGAGUUAGCUGCAGCAUUUCACAGCUUUUCAUAGGAGCUCAUUAACUUAGCACCGCCCUCGCAGUUUAACCUUCUGCUCACCACCAUAUAUUCAGCACAAUUUCUUUGAGUGAAACAUCUUUUCUUAACGUUUAGUCUGAACCAAGGUUUUUGGAUCCCUUUCAUUCAGUGGGACUUGAACAGACAAGAAGAUUACUGUAACCAGGCUCUCUCCCUGCCUCUAUAUGUGCAGGGAGUAUAGUAGAGUAUAAAAUGGAGAUACACGUACAUACUUUAAAGAUUAGUCUGCUUUGUGGAUCUGAAGAACUUAAAUAUCCAGUCUAGAAUUUAACCUUGAAUUAAAUCUUAAAGUUAUCAUUAAGUUUUAGAGAGGAACUUUAUAGCUAGUAAGCCAUGUGUCACAGCAGUGUUCUAAAGUCACAACAUUUCAACUUAUUUCUCAUUCAAAUCUAAUCCUAACCCUCCUGUUGACCCUCCAUUGUCGCUAACUAGAUGUCUGCUGUGUGUUGCUGAGUUGGAAGUGUUAGCUGAGCGUUUAGCUGAUAACAGCAGCCCGUUCAAGGGCAUGUUCACACCUGAAAGUCCAGACCAUGGUCCGACCCAAUCUUAACAUUGUUUUUUGGAAAGUGUGAACCAUCCAAAAAAAAGCUUUCAUACUGCAAACAAACACUUGAUAUGGACUGAAACCACUGUGGUCCGAUCCUUCCUUUGGUCCGUUGGUCUGGACCUUGGUUUGAGGAACACCUGUUGGUUUAGUCUGAGGGUCAAUGUGUGAAACCAUAAAACCAAAACAAUGAGCUGAAAGGUGCUUAAAUUUUCUGUAGAGUUGAUGGGACCCUUGAUAAUUCCCUGUGGGCUCAACACUGGGUGUGACCCCCUCACAUUACAGGUUGCCCUCAAAUAAGAAUUAAUCAAAUGCAGUUAGUGCAGCUUUAACUCAAACCUAAACAAAAACCAGUGUAAACAGUACGAAACUAACUCGGUGUAGUCGGCGUCUAUUACACAAAUGUUAUGUGUGUCUUGCACAGUGAGAACUGAAUGAGUGGCCCUUGGAAAACGGCUCAAAAUGACACUUCAAGCACAUCACCAUCGUUACAUGAAUGGUCAUAUUCACGGGGGCUGUUGGUGCAUGUAAACAUAGUCAACACUGACUGCUGGUUCGGAAAAUGUUUACUGUUCCUGAGUAGGUGCCAGUACGCUCUUAUCUCUCCCACGAAUUGUUACUGUUAAAGUUACUCAGUUAUAAACUUAUAACUAGAGUUGCACCAUAGAAAAAGCUAUUUUACAGUACAAAGGAAAAAGGAUGUAUAUUUUCAGACUGCAGAUUUUUUUUUACAGAUGUUGUUAGCCUAAUAUGAACAUACUGUUUUGCAUAGCGUUAAAAAAAAAUGACGUCUUGCUCUCAAAUCCAUGUCCACGUCUAUAAAAGAAUUAUGAGCAAGAUAAUAUGAAUCAUGAAAAAAAAAUAACACUUUAAUUAGUGCAGCAUUAGUUCCACAAUAAAAAAAUAAAUAAAAAAAGGUUAUUACUGUGUCUUGACUUCACUGUUGGUACAAAGCAGCACAGCUCCACACGAACACAGCUGAAGACAUCUUCCUGGUCAAAGUGGGACCAGCAUCAGAAAGACAAAAGUCAUCCACCGUCGACACAGAUUUCUCUCCUUGUGUGUUUCAGUGUCUUCUUAUUCAACUCAUCUGUUCAACACGUACAGGAAAACCGUGGCAGAAGGGAGGGAUUCAGUGUGUGUAGGCGCAGGAGUGAACCUGUGGCGUCAAACCACAAGAUGCACAGGGUUCUGUUGCUAAUUUGCUCAGUUGCACUCUGCGUUUGACUGGAAACAUGGUCCAGCACUGCACUGUCCAGAUGUGGACGUUGCUUUGACAUGAGCGCGGAGGACUUGAGGGUGAAAUGAUCGGCUCAUGGUUGACGAUGAUAGCGGCUAAUGUGAAUUGGCUCUUGAGAAUAAAGAUGGUUUUGAGAGAA
Molecule: messenger RNA, 8163 nt
Organism: Platichthys flesus (European flounder)
Lineage: Eukaryota; Metazoa; Chordata; Actinopteri; Pleuronectiformes; Pleuronectidae
Gene: thrb
Product: thyroid hormone receptor beta
Exons: 8
Coding region: 898-2424 (508 amino acids)
Biological process (GO): negative regulation of transcription by RNA polymerase II; cell differentiation; positive regulation of transcription by RNA polymerase II
Molecular function (GO): nuclear receptor activity; RNA polymerase II cis-regulatory region sequence-specific DNA binding; zinc ion binding
Source: RefSeq, a predicted model, not a curated record